This is a messenger RNA of Durio zibethinus, 1868 nucleotides long. The record is from RefSeq and is a predicted model, not a curated record. Lineage: Eukaryota; Viridiplantae; Streptophyta; Magnoliopsida; Malvales; Malvaceae.
AAACUCAAUAAAAGAAAAAAGAAAAGAAAAAAGAAACCCCACAAAAAACCCAACGUCCCCUCCACUUUGUUUCGAAAAACCUCGUGGCUUGUUGCGACUCGUCCCCGACUCGCCGGAACUCUAUUAACUCGCCCCUCUCUUACUCACUCCUGCCAUGGCCUUCCAUUUCUCAACUUAAAAGCUCCUUCGUUUUUUCUUCAAAGCUCAUUUUUUAAAAUAUAAUUUUUUUAACUUUUUCUCUGAGAGAGAGAGAGAGAGAGAGAUGUAUGUGGUGCCGCCAACCCAGCGAUCGGAUCCGGGUUCCACCGGCGGCGGGUCGGGUGAUUUACGGGUUUACCAAACUUGGAAAGGCAGCAAUAUAUUUUUAUUUCAAGGGAGGUUUAUAUUUGGACCAGAUGUAAGGUCAUUAGGGCUGACUAUUUUACUUAUAGUAGCUCCAGUGUCCAUUUUCUGUGUAUUUGUUGCUAGGAAAUUGAUGGAUGACUUUUCUCAUCACUUGGGUAUUUCAAUCAUGGUUGUUGCUGUUGUCUUCACCGUCUAUGAUUUAAUUCUUCUACUACGAACAUCUGGAAGAGAUCCUGGUAUAAUUCCGCGCAAUGCACACCCUCCAGAGCCAGAAGGUUUCGAUGGGAAUGCAGAUGUUGGGUCUGGUCAAACUCCACAGUUACGAUUGCCACGCAUUAAGGAAGUGGACGUCAAUGGAAUCACUGUGAAGAUCAAGUAUUGUGAUACUUGCAUGCUUUAUAGACCUCCUCGCUGCUCACAUUGUUCAAUCUGCAAUAACUGUGUAGAACGAUUUGAUCACCACUGUCCUUGGGUUGGGCAAUGCAUUGGGCUGCGAAAUUAUCGGUUCUUCUUCAUGUUUGUCUUCUCAACAACUCUUCUUUGUAUAUAUGUUUUUGCAUUCUGUUGGGUCUACAUUAGAAGGAUCAUGGCAUCAGAGGAGACAACAGUUUGGAGAGCCAUGAUAAAAACCCCAGCUUCUAUUGUUUUAAUAGUUUACACUUUCAUCUCAAUGUGGUUUGUUGGUGGUUUGACUGCCUUCCAUUUGUAUCUUAUUAGUACAAAUCAGACAACAUAUGAGAAUUUCAGAUAUCGAUAUGACCGUCGGGCAAACCCGUAUAAUAAAGGAGUGGUUGAGAACUUCAAGGAGACAUUUUGCUCCAGCAUUCCUUUAUCCAAGAACAACUUCAGGGUAAAGGUGCCCAGGGAACCUGUGUUACCAACAAGACCUGGUGGUUUUAUGAGUCCAAAUAUGGGGAAGGCCGUGGAUGACAUAGAAAUGGGUAGGAAGACUGUAUGGAGCGAUAUGGGGCCUGGCACUGAUCAUUGUGAAGGGCCAAUUACAAGUGACCGUGUAAAUGUUAAGGAGGGUGAAUUAGGAGAAUUGUCUCCUGAUAUUAGAAUUACUGUAGAUGACACAGGUGACCGUGCUGGCAUACAUCCCAGGCGGUCGAGUUGGGGUAGAAAAAGUGGUAGCUGGGAAAUGUCUCCCGAGGUUCUUGCUUUGGCUGCUAGAGUGGGAGAACCAAAUCGAGCUGUUGGGAGUAGCAGCAGCAGCUUGACAACUGAGAACCGCCAGGCAUAAGCAAUGCUGUGUGAUAUUGACUGUAGAACAUGGAAAUCAUUGCUAAGGUUCCUCAACUUCCCACUUCAAUCGUGUGCAUUACGGGGACAUUUGUUGUUCGCAGGGCGUUUGAAAGUGUUGGUUUGGCCCUUGUACUUUGACGAAGAACUGGUGUGUUGUUGUAUGAGAGUGAAGCUUGUCGGUUUUGUUUUUUGUAUUUGUGAAAUUAGUUAGUUUCUAAUUUGCAUUGACCUUGUGGAUUCAUUGAGUUGUCUUAUAGUGCUCAUUUCACCUCUCUGUA